CAUAUAUUGCCCUGCUGUGAGGACGUGGGCGCCAUGCUGAAGAAGACACGAUUAUCCCGCGUCUUCUACACCACUUUUUUCACUGUUCUUGCCUUUAUCUUUUUCAUCCUCACUCUCCUGACUCCUGCUGAUACCAUCUACCAGUCCUCCAAGACCCGCCGCCUGGGUAAUGUUUUUAUUGUCAGUGGUGUUUAUAUCAUAACUCUGCUUUUAGCCAUAUUGAUCUAUGCGAGCCGCAUUUUCACGAACCGCAGCGUUCUUGCCGGUAUUCCCAAACCAUGGAUUCCAGUGGAGAAGCCUGACGUUCCAAAGAGUGUUCGAAGACUAGUUGUCAAGGGCCUUUCGAGGAGUGCUAUCAUUGCUCAGCAAUCACGCCCACGAGAUAGGACGGGGGAGGACAAUAGCAUGCUGGAUCCUAGCUUGACCAUUGCUACCACAGGAACACCACCAUGGGGCCAUAUCUCUCACCCUGGCUGGACCGCCCCUGAUUGUCCAGAUAUGCAUAACCAAGAAUUCGAGCCAGUUAUUAAGGAGCUUCCACAUCUCAUUGAGGCAAAAGCUGUAUCCUUUGCUCCCAUGGAUCCUCGCCUUCCAAUGUUUGGCAACCAGGACCCGGAUGAGGCCAGCGAAACAAACCAGCCAAUUCCAGAUGAGCGGAUUGUCGAAAUCCUCCGACGGCCUGGCAACAUGUCUCUACGCGACUACGUGAACCAUCUGAUACGUCUCAAUGUCAUCAACCCUCCAGACCUUGGUCGGUCAUUUGUCCGCCUCUACGAACGCGGCAGAUUCGCCGACGCGCCAUUGACCGAGCCGGAAUUCAGAUCACUGCUGGGCAUGUUCGCUGAGCUCCUGCGGGGUAUGUCGGAACUGGAUCCCGAAAUCACUGCAGAAGUCCAGUCGGAAAGCUCUAUCGACGGCGGUAUGGGGCAUUUUAGUAACACGUCCAGCCGCGCACACCUCAACACCAACAUUCCCCCAAGCUCCAGCGCGUCGUUCACGUCGAGUCAUCAAUCAGGCACUGGCAGUCAGCAGAGCCAGCGCAGCCGCUUCCACCCUUCCACAUUUCCGAGAAAUGGUUCUUUCAUCCUCGAUAGGUCUAGUGGCCGACAAAGCUUGCGUGCUCGCGGCAGUCGAACGCCAUCUGCCUAUUCCUUGCCAACUAUGGCAUCGGACCUUUCUGCCGCAAGUUCAGCGGGGAGUGUCAUUCACCACACGCAUUCGCAGAUGUCUUAAUUAAUUGGUUUCUGCUAAUCCGAGCGUAUUCGACGGAUUGUCAAGCAGGGACCAAGCAGCAGCAAUUCUUAUACUGUUACUUUCUGGCUUAAUUCAUCCUCUUUUCAUCCCCUUUUCUUCCCGUUUCUAUGCGAUAUACUUUUUUAAUGUUUCUACGUUUCCUUUAUCUCUCCGAUUCUAAACCGGGAAAGGCGUUCUGGCGAAAGAAGCACGUAGUGCUACGGAGGGGUUUUUUUUUGGUGUUAUUCGCCCAAGCUGCAACGGCGUCUGUUCUUUGAAUACUUUUGAUUUCCUCUAUUCUAUUUCUUUUCUAUAUACCCUGGGAUUCGUGGUGGGAACGUCUCGCGAUGAUAUUGUCUUCUCUCUCCUUUUUUAUGCCGUACGGUCCAAGUGCUGGUUUUGAGUAGAUGUUUCAUAAUUGGGCAAUGCUGCUUAGGACUUCACACCUUCGUUAGAAGAGAAUACCAUCUGGCUUCUUGUUCCAUCUCCGAGGGAGAUGGCAAGAUUAUCGCUCGUCAUAUGCAUCAGUUAUGCAAGUCAGGAGACCGUCAAUCAGUUUAGCAUGGAGAGUUUGUGAUAGUCGUUCAAGAAGAGUC
Molecule: messenger RNA, 1829 nt
Organism: Histoplasma capsulatum G186AR
Lineage: Eukaryota; Fungi; Ascomycota; Eurotiomycetes; Onygenales; Ajellomycetaceae
Product: sucrase/ferredoxin domain-containing protein
Exons: 1
Coding region: 34-1233 (399 amino acids)
Source: RefSeq, a predicted model, not a curated record